AAUCUCCCAUCACUGGCCGUAAUUACAUGAGUAUCACCGACGGAGCGUCGUGCCGCGUACGCACGCUCCGAAUGCUCCGAUACGCUCCUAGGGGCGGUCGGCAGUGCGUCUAUCGUCAAUCGUGAUUACGGGUGCGACGAGAUCGCGUGGGACACUGAUAGUCUAGCCGGUGGUUCGCGCCAACUUCGGUCGCUGCGGGCAGUUGCUCCGGAGCGUGUGACAAGUUUGUUUCCGCUAACAAGCCGGCCAAGAACGAUGACGACGAUUAACGCGGAUCUGCGGCGCGAGCGCGAGAGAUGCAGCUUCGAUCCCAUGGAGCUCACGGGUUUCUGGGACGGCGGUGCGGAGAAGUCGUCGCAUCGGCGCGAGCUAGAAAACUUUUUUCUAAGCGAUCCGCUUCUGCAUGACAAAAUUCCUGCAAAGUACAAGAGUCACAAGGAAAUUUAUGAGGAAGCUAUUAUGAAAGGAUGCCGGGUGUUGCAGAAAGUGCAACAGUUACACGACUCAGGGAAAGGCGGCAUGGAUGUUUUCUCACAAAUUUUAGGAGGUACGUUAGGCUCGGCGGUAUUGAAGGAUGGUAAUCCGUUGACACUGCACUACGUCAUGUUCAUACCGGCUAUUAUGGGACAGGGCACUGUCGAACAACAAGGAUAUUGGAUAUCCAAGGCUUGGAGCUGUAGUAUCAUCGGUACUUAUGCCCAAACGGAGCUUGGUCAUGGCACAUUUAUUAGAGGCUUAGAAACUACAGCGACCUACGACCCCGAAACCAAAGAAUUCAUAUUAAAUAGUCCGACUUUGACAUCAUACAAGUGGUGGCCUGGUGGUUUGGGUCAUACGGCAAAUUAUGCAAUUGUUGUUGCACAAUUAUAUACGAAAGGAGAGUGCCGAGGUAUCCAUGCUUUUGUUGUGCAACUCAGGGACGAGAAUACUCAUGAACCUUUACCAGGUAUAAAGAUCGGUGAAAUUGGCACCAAGUUAGGAAUGAAUGCGACUAAUAAUGGCUUUCUCGGUUUUGAGAAUGUCAGAAUACCGCGCGAGCAUAUGCUGAUGAAAAAUUCUCAGGUGCUGGAGGACGGAACCUAUGUGAAAGCGCCUAGUGAUAAACUCACCUAUGGUACAAUGAUGUUUGUUCGAGUGGUAUUAGUACGCGAUAUCUCGAACUACUUGUCCAAAGCAGUGACAAUAGCCAUUAGAUACAGCGCAGUAAGACGACAGAGCCAGAUAAAGCCUGACGAGCCGGAAUCACAAAUUAUGGAUUAUGUCACGCAACAGUAUAAAUUAUUCCCCAAUCUUGCUGCGUGUUUCGCAUUCCGAAUGUGCGCCGAUUGGAUUUGGGAGAUGUACAAUAACGUGACAGCUGAAUUAGAUCAGGGAGAGCUAGAGAGAUUGCCUGAGCUACAUGCGCUGGCAUGUUGUCUAAAGGCAGUUGCAUCGUCGGACGGUGCCACUGGCAUCGAGCAAUUACGAUUGGCAUGUGGCGGACAUGGUUAUAUGGAUGCAAGCAACUUGCCAGCGAUUUAUGGUUUAGUGACUGCUACCUGCACUUAUGAAGGCGAAAACACGGUUCUGCUAUUGCAAACGGCUAGAUAUUUAGUGAAAGCUUGGAGACAAGCUGUCGGCGGUGAACCACUACCACCGACUGUUGGCUAUUUAGCUGAUCUUUCACGUGGAAUAAAACAGCAUCCUUGGAAAAAUACUUUAUCGUGUAUUGUGCAAGCGCAUCAAGCAGUUGCCGCAGGCAAAAUUCGUCUGGCAACGGAACACAUGGAUCGUAGAAUACGUAGUGGUGCGUCACCAGAAGACGCGUGGAAUCAAACUAGCAUUGAAUUAGCACAUUGCGCAGAAUCUCAUUGCCGAGCUUUCCUAGUAAUGAGAUUUGUUGAAAAUGUCAGAGGAUUGACUUCCGUGUCCAAGCAGCUUCACGAAGUUUUAAUGCAGCUUUGUGAAUUGUACUCGAUAUAUUGGGUAUUGCAACGAAUUGGAGAUUUCCUUCGUUUUUCCUGUCUAAAUAACGAAGAUGUUCCGGCGCUCCAGACACGUUUCGAAGAGACACUUGCUGCAAUCCGUCCAAAUGCUGUCGGUAUCGUCGAUGGAUUUGAUAUUCGCGACGAGAUUCUCGCAUCCGCGCUUGGCGCAUAUGACGGUAAUGUAUAUCAACGUCUUUUUGAUGAAGCGAUGAAAAGUCCUUUAAAUCAGGAGAAUGUUAAUCAAUCCUUCCAUAAAUACCUCAAGCCUUUCCUUAAAAGUAAUUUAUAGUCAUUAUGUGUUUAUCACACAAUAGCUCUGUUGUAAUAGAUAAGAUUAUUUUAAAAUUUAAAUAAAUUUGCGUGGCAAGUUCGGCAAUAUUAUUCGAGUUCACACUUUCCAAUGCCUAUAUAUGUCAAUCAUGGCAAAUGCUGUAAUACUAUAACUUUAAGGUACUUCUUUUCUCAUAGUAGUUAUAUCGAGUUAUAACGUCAAGCUAUCACAAUUAAAAACUAUAAAAAAGUAAUUUUCUUAUAAUGUGAAUUAAAAUAAAUUAAUUCUUUGCGUGCUACUGCACACACACACAGUUAAUAAUAUGGAUUAGUAAAAUGUGUAGAACAUCUUUUUCGGUUUGUGAAUUGGUAAAUAGUUGUAAAUUAAUCAAUUGUUACAAAAUCUAUUUUGCUAGGAAUAUAAGACGUUUGGAUAUAGAAAAUUAUAUUUACUAAUGUAUAUUACUAAAAAGAAAAUUACUUCCUGUAUAUUUUAGCAGUUCAUAUUAUUGAACGUGAGUGAUAACGUACAAAAACUAAUUUAUUUUUAUGCAUAUUGCAAAAAAGUUUACAUAUUCUAUAUAACUAGUGAGAAAACAAAAGCUUUUUAAGUAUAACAAAAAUAUUUCAUUCACUUUUUUAUAAUAGAGUGUAAGUAAUAUAAGUAACUCGCAAAACAUUGUAUGUUGGUAUUAUAUGAGGGCAUACAGGUUUCUUGCAUGUCGAAGUUAUACAUCAAUGCUUCAGGAAUGAAGUAGAAUAAAGCAAGUGAGGAAUGUGUGGAUAUAAAUUGUUUAGGCUUCCUUUUUUUAGUGUUACAUAUAUACGCACAUACUUUAAACAUUUACUUUGCUUUACUAGAACUAUUAUAACUAAAGGAUAUAAAGCUUAAGCGACUUAUUUUCAUUAAAACUUUUGAAUUCAUUCCCUGAAGUACUGAUAUAUAAUUAAGAAUCAUUCUGUAUUCGUUGGAAUUCCAUGUUAAAACAUUUGUUAAAAAAAAAAUCUUUUUAUAUGGCGCAAUUUACCGGAAUCGAAUUUGUGAAAUUGAUGGAAAUGUUCUUGUCUAUUAUACAUUUAUCGGCAUCUGUAUUAUCAUUGAUUUUGUUUUAUGCGUAAAAUAUUUACGUCCGUAAACCAAUCUUUGAAAGAGACGGUUAAUAUUUUUGAUAGUGAUAUUUCAUAAAAUAUAAAUAUUGUAUAUGUGAAAUGAGGGCACAUGCAAAGUAUUAUUUCGCAAAUAAUAAUAUUAAUAAAAGAAAAAUGUAAUUUUUAUAGUAAGAUGCUUAGUGUGUAUUUACAGAUUUAUCUUUAAGAAUGUUAUAUCGCGGCAAUUUCUUGUAACUCGAAGGUACAAGUACAUAUUAUAUUUUGGUAUACACAAAUAAAGUGCAAAUAAUCUUCCUUCGUUA
Vollenhovia emeryi is the source of this 3649-nucleotide messenger RNA. RefSeq names its product probable peroxisomal acyl-coenzyme A oxidase 1 (gene ACOX1). Gene Ontology annotation, biological process: fatty acid beta-oxidation using acyl-CoA oxidase; lipid homeostasis. The record is from RefSeq and is a predicted model, not a curated record. Lineage: Eukaryota; Metazoa; Arthropoda; Insecta; Hymenoptera; Formicidae. Gene Ontology annotation, cellular component: peroxisome. The coding region runs from base 256 to 2256 and encodes 666 amino acids. The transcript has 11 exons. Gene Ontology annotation, molecular function: FAD binding; fatty acid binding; acyl-CoA oxidase activity.